This is a messenger RNA of Anopheles stephensi (Asian malaria mosquito), 913 nucleotides long. RefSeq names its product autophagy protein 12-like (gene Atg12). The transcript is spliced from 3 exons. Gene Ontology annotation, biological process: autophagosome assembly; autophagy of mitochondrion; nucleophagy. The coding region runs from base 392 to 769 and encodes 125 amino acids. NCBI's taxonomy places the organism in Eukaryota, Metazoa, Arthropoda, Insecta, Diptera, Culicidae. Gene Ontology annotation, cellular component: cytoplasm; Atg12-Atg5-Atg16 complex; phagophore assembly site membrane. The record is from RefSeq and is a predicted model, not a curated record.
AUCGCGAGCACUUACGCUGACCGAGUAUCUCCUUCUUACGAAACUCAUCGUAAUGCUUAGCGUAGCUUGUAUUCGUUCGGAAUUCACCGUCAUCCGGCUCCGAUUCAUGGUCGGAUUCAUCAAACAGUUUAAUUUUAUCACCCAUUUUAGCUGAAAACUUUGGAACGAACGCAACACGCGAAGCGAACAACGUGCGCGACCAACGUGUGUUAUUUACACCUUUGUUAUGACUUCCACGCUGUCAUUAGUGUCAAACUACCCAGACCAGUGUUGCCAGACGCAUGAUCAUUGCAAAAGGUAAAUGUAAACAAAGGCCGACAUUCGUGAUUUUUGCACAAACUUGAAAACGUUUUGCUGAAACAACUCCCGGCUGAACAAACUACCAGCGACAAUGGCAGAUGAAUCGGAAGCGACCGGUAUCGAUAACAGUAACGAUAAGGAUUUGGCAGCAAACGUGGAAAACCUUUCCCUGGCGAACCAGAAGGUUGAAAAACAGGAAGCAAAGAAAAUUGAUAUUGUACUUCAUGCCACCGGUAGUGCUCCAAUUUUGAAGCAGAAGAAAUGGUCAGUCGAUCAGGAGAAGCCCAUCAGUGCGAUUGUUAAGUUUAUACACAAAUAUCUUAAGUUGGAUCCGGAGGAACGAUUGUUUCUCUACAUCAACCAAACGUUUGCACCGUCGCCGGAUCAGAUCAUCAAAAACUUGUACGAAUGCUACGGAACCAACGGCAAACUGAUUCUUCACUACGCCAAAACCCAAGCCUGGGGUUAGGGGAGAACGCCUUCCUGGCACAACUUCGAUUUCGGCUUCAUUCCGUCAUAUUACCUACCAAAAGCUUAGUUCAUAAUUCAUUUCUUGUAAGCUUAUACUGAACGGGAAUAAAAGUACACCAUAAUUCGCUUCGCUGCAGCACCA